Drosophila serrata is the source of this 1530-nucleotide messenger RNA. Its product is annotated as prolyl 4-hydroxylase subunit alpha-2. Lineage: Eukaryota; Metazoa; Arthropoda; Insecta; Diptera; Drosophilidae. The record is from RefSeq and is a predicted model, not a curated record. Gene Ontology annotation, cellular component: endoplasmic reticulum. Gene Ontology annotation, molecular function: protein binding; procollagen-proline 4-dioxygenase activity.
CCCUCUCGAUAUCAUGGCUGUGGGACUUAAGUUGCUUAUUUUCUUCCUCAUCCUAGGAUGUCCUUGUUUCGAGGCCUUGAACAAGAAGCAAGUACAAGAAAUGAAGAACAUACAGCAAGAACUCCUUCAAAAUCUGCGAAAAUAUGCUAUUAAGCUGGAAGAUAAAAUUAACCUCAUAGAAGAAUCCAUUGCUGAAUAUACCGAAGAAAUUAAGGAGGCCAAUCAGGAUCCGGAGCUUUAUAUAUCGAAUCCUUUGAAUUCCUUUCGAUUGAUUCGUCAAAUGCACCAGGAUUGGGUGAGCUGGCAGGUGUACAUGGAGAAGCCGGUGGCCCCCGAGGCAGUGGAGAAUCUAGAGCGUCUUUUGUCGCAAUUACCACCAAAGAAGGUCUAUAAGCGGGUGGCCAAGGAUGUGCAUGAUCUGGCACAGUUUUAUGACUAUAAACCAAGUGAUUUGGUGGCUAAAAAUGAGAGGAAAAGUUACUUGCAUCUCUCUCCCCUGGAUUGCUAUAGCCUGGGAUUAGAGCGUUAUGAGGAGAAGGAUUACCUGGGAGCUGUCAAGUGGCUUAGUGUGGCUGCAGAUAACUAUACCAUGUCGGAGUACUCAGAUCUUUAUGCUCAGCUGGGAGCUCCACACUGGCAAGUGUACAGAGAUCAGGCCAGAGUCCUUUUGAAGCUCAAUCGUCCUUCUUUCAUAGAGGCUUAUGUACAAGCUUCUAAUCAUAGUCCCUUCAAUGUCCAUUUGAUGGAUGAGGUUGGUCUGUGGGAGUUGACCAGUUUAAGGGAUCCCAUGGAUCCCAUUCCCGAUCCCUUACCGAAUUCCACCUUGUUAGAGAAUCAAUGUCGUGGUCAUGUUGUCCCAAAGCCAAAUUUGUUUUGUGAUAUCAACAAUUCGGGCUCGGAUUUCCUAAAACUUGCUCCUCUUGGUUAUGAAAUGCUGGUUAAACCGUUCACGGUCCUUUAUCCCAACAGUGUGUAUGAGUCAGAGCUCCAACAUGUGGAAAAAGCCUACGAACAAUGUCCACUAAGCAACCAGCUCCAGUUGGCAAAGGGAGUCAUUGGCUGCUCCAUAUCCCAUGGAUACAGCCCUACUAUGAGACGAAUCAAAAACCGAGUACUGGACAUGACGGGAUUGUCUAAGACAUGGCAUAGAUCCUUUGUUUUGGAGUACGACAGCUUGAAGCCACUGGAUAUAGCUCAGGUUUUUAGGAAUGCAACAGAGUUAGCCGAACGUAAACUCCUCGAGGAAUUGAAUGUGGUGGCCACAGCGGCUAUAUUUUUAAGAGAUGUUCCUGAGGGAGGUGCCAUAACCAUUCCUAAUUAUGGAGUAUUUGUGGAACCCAAAAGAGGAAAUGUUUUGCUUACCGUCGAAGAGAUGCAGCUGGAGACCAUUUUUUGUCCAAAUGUCAUGGGAAGUGGAUUAGUUAUGAUACAGUUCGUUCUUGAGGAUCAGUAGAAAGACCUUAUACAACAUUUAAUACUGUAUUCAAAAAGAAGUUAUUAAAAUAUUUCCCACCAAUACUAAUAACAAUA